Aspergillus alliaceus is the source of this 1055-nucleotide messenger RNA. RefSeq lists its product as uncharacterized. The record is from RefSeq and is a predicted model, not a curated record. Lineage: Eukaryota; Fungi; Ascomycota; Eurotiomycetes; Eurotiales; Aspergillaceae. The coding region runs from base 123 to 608 and encodes 161 amino acids. The transcript has a single exon.
CCGGCAACCUACAGUACUAUUAUUAGUUCCUUAGAUCAGCAACCACUUUACAAUCGGACUCACUGGGUAGAACCACAAAGUAUGAUCAUCGGUGGGGUAAGCAUGGUCCAAACGAUGCGCCUAUGGGGUCUGCCAUAACCGGAUCCGUGGGAAGGAUACCUUUCAGAAGAAAAAACGAGACUAAGAAAGCUCUGGUAGUAGAGAGUACUGCAAUUGGGGACCAGGCUGGACAUGAACACGUUGUUUCGAGAGAGUGGGGGGCAUGGGGCCCAAGAAAAAGGAGUCUGCGAUUGAUUCCUACCAAAGUCGCUCAUGGCGAAACACGGAGACCACCGGAUUUUACGAAGGACGGGAAAAUAAAGUGUACCUACUCAAUCGAGCACUAUAUAGCCCACGGGGAGCGGCCUUACUGCGGCAUGAAACCUUCCAUGAGAAAGUCCAGGAACACGGACUCCGAUCCGGGAAAGAUCCUCGUCUCUCCAGGUGAGGCACUACCCUAUCGCAAUACGGGUCCAGUGAUUUACACUGCCUUCCUACUUGUGCCCGCAGAGGAGGAAGUCAAAUAUGCGCUAGCUUUUCUAAAGUACCAGACUAAGCGUUCGUCCUGAGCAUUAGUCUCUUGCGCAGAAAGCCUGGGAACUGAUAUAGCCAUGCUCGACAUGCAUCAUGUCAGGCUUCCAAAUGGAUCCCUCUAGGACAGGCUCAAUGAUGCUCGAUCUACUGCUAUGGAAACUGGGAAAUCGGCGGUACACCCUAAUGAUGUAGGGGUAGCGAGAUCUACUUCUUUGAAAGGAGAUCUCUUGUAAAUCGAGGCUUUGCUGUAGUGUACCACCCCAUCCUGCUUAUUAGCGUACUAACGGCGCUAAUUAUAGCAUUCCAUUUGCAUCAUGGUGCUGCUUCAAGGACAUUGUCAGACACGCCCGAUGGCAAAAUUAGAGAUAAACGGCCGCACCUUGAUUUGACCCUAUGACUUUGAUGUGUCCGGGAACAUUCUCCCAACCAGGAGAUUCACUUUAUCUUCACCCUAUCGAACCUCCAUUCAUGCUACGAGCUAU